This is a messenger RNA of Bradysia coprophila, 2020 nucleotides long. Its product is annotated as lipid scramblase CLPTM1L. NCBI's taxonomy places the organism in Eukaryota, Metazoa, Arthropoda, Insecta, Diptera, Sciaridae. The record is from RefSeq and is a predicted model, not a curated record. Gene Ontology annotation, cellular component: endomembrane system; membrane.
ACAUAACAAAACGUCAACACACAAACCCAUUAAUUAUUCAGAAAACCCGCAUCGUACACACAAAUGUCAGUGCAAAACGAUCGACGGGCGGUUUAUUUUCUAAAUUAGCGAAUCGAAAUUUUCAAUUAAAAGCAGUCACACCACACCCGUCACAAGAUGCCCUUUCCGUCCAUAACACUGAUCGUGUCGUGCAUAUUCUUUGUGUACAUCGCCCAUUCGAUGUAUGUUUUGUCAACGUUGUUCUUGACCCUAAAGUGCUCCGGUCAACCAUGUUUCACCAGCUAUUUGUCCACGACACCACAACUGCAAUUGAUUUUAUUUACCUCGACGCACAGUAAUCCGACGAGCAUCGAAGUGACUAACAUUGCAACGAUUAACAAUUUUACGUACACCGAAGAGCUCGAACGUGACAUUGAAAUCGCCCUGCCCACAAAAACCCGACAGAACGGUACACUGUUCUUGCAUGUCAUUUUGGCUAGUGAUAACGGCCCAUUUGAAUGGAAGCAUUUGCAACGAGAUGGACCAACCGUCAUUCAGAGGGUUCUUUUGACAGAAUAUGCUGUACCGAAAGCGGCGACAUUUAAUUUACUCGGAGAAAGUGAGGCGGAACCGAAGACUCCGAAAAAGAAUGUGCUGCUGGAGAAGCCCGUGUCUCACUUUAAACCGAAAGUGUUCAUCAAUAUGCUUACCGAUGACAUAUCAAUGUCUCAAGCUGACAUUCCGCCGGAACUAGCUAGACUUAUAAGAAUAAACAAGCACUACGAGUUCCUGCCAAUUUUACAAAAUAAUUUCCUGAAAACCCGUAUGACGGACCUGUUUGAAAUUACACGGAACACGACAAAGGCCACGUUAACGUUCAACUACUCGCCGAUUAGUAUCGGUAAGUUGAGACUGUUGCUUCACGUCGAGCAUGCACUAAAGUCGUUGAAGCAAUUGGGAUUCUCGAAGAAGGAUGUGGACGAGGUGAAGGGAAUAUUUUCGGACACAAAUGUCUACUUACUGUGUGGAACGAUAUUCGUUGGAAGUGUUCAUAUUCUCUUCGAUUUUCUGUCCUUCAAAAAUGACGUCGCAUUCUGGAGACGUAAGAAAAGCUAUGCUGGAUUGUCGAUGCGAACCACACUGUGGCGAGGAUUCAGUCAAAUCAUCAUCUUCCUGUAUUUGAUCGAUGAAAACACAUCCAUGCUAGUACUAGUGCCAGCCGGCAUCGGUACGCUGAUUGAACUGUGGAAGUGCAAGAAAAUUCUAAAACUUGAGGUGACUCUGUCGGGCAUCCGUGUAAAGCCGAAUGUGGAGAACAAGAGCGUCCUGAAGGAAGAGAACCGAACGAAGGAAGUGGACAAAGAAGCCAUGAAAUAUUUAAGCUAUGUACUCUAUCCGCUGUGCAUCGGUGGUGCUGUUUAUUCGUUACUUUAUCAACCACAUAAGAGUUGGUACUCCUGGACGUUGAAUUCCCUCGUCAACGGUGUGUACGCCUUCGGUUUCCUAUUCAUGUUACCGCAGUUAUUCAUCAAUUACAAACUGAAAUCGGUCGCCGCAUUGCCAUGGCGUGCCUUCAUGUACAAAGCCUUCAAUACAUUCAUCGAUGACAUAUUCGCAUUUAUCAUAACCAUGCCGACAGCACAUAGGCUAGCGUGCUUCCGUGAUGACAUUGUCUUUGUAAUCUAUCUCUACCAACGAUGGUUAUAUCCAGUCGAUAAGAAUCGUCUGGACGAUGGUAACCAGGAAGAGCUGGAAGCAGUCGACAAGAAAACCAAAUAAAAUCGCGUGUGAAAGUUCUAUGAAAUUUUUGGUGCAAUGAAAAUCGUUCAAAUGUUGUAGUAAAGGGCUAUUAUGCGCGGGAAAGUCUUCAGAGAAUAAAGAAUUUUUUUGUUACAAUUUCCAGACACGUUACACCCAAUGCUACAAUUGGAGAACGAUGAUUAAACCUGCAUGAUAUUAAGCUAAGUUAAUUGAAUUACUUAAUUGAUGACGAAAUUGUGAAAUUUCCAUUGUUACAAUUAAAAACUUUGAUUUAAGUUUC